Messenger RNA from Salvelinus sp. IW2-2015, 5270 nucleotides. Its product is annotated as leucyl-cystinyl aminopeptidase-like. Gene Ontology annotation, cellular component: cytoplasm; plasma membrane. Gene Ontology annotation, biological process: signal transduction; peptide catabolic process; regulation of blood pressure. The record is from RefSeq and is a predicted model, not a curated record. Gene Ontology annotation, molecular function: peptide binding; metalloaminopeptidase activity; zinc ion binding. Lineage: Eukaryota; Metazoa; Chordata; Actinopteri; Salmoniformes; Salmonidae.
AUGCACAAGGCCUUUGUGAAAAGCCUAACUGAUGGGGGGAAUCCUUUCCUGGAAAUUGCUGGCUGUGGUAAGGCUAACUCCUCCACUCCUAACAGCACCAAUGGGGAGCUGUUUCCCUGGAAUGAGCUCCGACUCCCAGCCAGUGUACGGCCUGUGAACUAUGACCUCUCCUUGACCCCUAACCUGACUUCKAUGACCUUCACUGGCCGCACUGUCAUCAACAUGACAAUACUACAUGACACCAAGCGCAUAGUUCUGCACAGCUCUGAACUCAUUAUCACCAAGGCAACCUUCCAGGUUGGAGAGGAUAAGAGUGUUGAGGUGAAGGUGUUGGAGUAUAAACCAUGGCAGCAGAUAGCUGUCAGCUUCCCAGAGGAUCUGAAGGUAGGCCAGGUGUGUGUGUUAACGUUGGACUAUGCAGCCAACCUCUCACACACCUAUGACGGCUUCUACAACAGCUCCUACAACGACAAGACUGGAGCCAAGAGGGUCCUAGCUGCCACCCAGUUUGAGCCCCAGGCAGCCAGGAAGGCCUUCCCCUGUUUUGACGAGCCGGCCUUUAAAGCCACUUUCCUGGUCAGGAUCACAAGGGAGCCUGGAUACAUCACUCUGUCCAACAUGCCCCAGGCUAAGACGACUACAUUACCCAGCGGCCUGUUGGAGGAUGAGUUUGAGCAGACUGGCAUUAAUAUGAGCACCUACCUGGUGGCCUUCAUCGUAGCCAACUUCACCAGCAUCACUAGAAACGUUUCCAAUACACUGGUGUCAGUGUACUCUGUGCCAGAGAAGAAGGAACACACACACUAUGCUCUGGACACAGCCUCCAAGCUGCUGCACUUCUACAACACCUUCUUUGAAAUCGUCUACCCUCUGAGGAAACUAGACCUGGUGGCUAUCCCAGACUUUCUGGCGGGAGCGAUGGAGAACUGGGGUCUGAUCACCUUUAGAGAGACCAGCCUGCUGGUGGAAAACCAGUCCUCUCCUCUCGACAAACAACUCAUCGCUAACGUCGUAGCCCACGAGCUCGCUCACCAGUGGUUUGGGAACCUGGUGACGAUGCGUUGGUGGAAUGACCUGUGGCUGAACGAAGGCUUCGCCACCUACUGGCAGUACACGUCCCUAAUGACAGAGUUCCCACAGCUGGACCUAGGCAAUGUGUUCCUGGGGGUGCGCUUUAAGGCCAUGGCCAAAGAUUCUUUAAACUCCUCCCACCCAGUGUCAGUGUCAUCCCAGGUGACCACACCUGAGCAGGUGUCUGAGAUGUUUGACUCUGUCACCUAUGAGAAGGGUGCUUCCCUCCUGCUGAUGUUGAAAACCACUCUGCCAGACGGUCAGUUCAGGAAAGGACUCAUGGAAUACCUGGAUAACUACAGAGGAUCUAACACUGUUACUGAAGACCUCUGGAACAGUCUCACCCAGGCCCAGGUGCUUCCCCAGCAGGAGAGUGUGUCAGACAUGAUGAGAACAUGGACGCUGCAAAAAGGCUUCCCAUUAGUCACCGUCAGCCGCAAGGGUGGUCACGUGACGCUCACACAGGAACACUUCCUGUUCUCCGCAGACAAUGCCACACACACCUCUAACCUGUGGCAUAUCCCUGUGACGUAUGUGAAUGACAGCUGUAGCUCUGCCCCUUCCUGCAGACAGAUCUUCACGCUAAGAAAUAAGACAGCGACUCUGAAUGUGUCGGACAGUGUGAAGUGGCUGAAGUUGAACUACAUGAACACAGGCUUCUAUAUAGUUCACUAUGGAGACGAGGGCUGGGCCACUCUCAUAGAUGCUCUUAAGACUGAUAUCAACAUACUCACACCCCACGACCGCGCUUCACUCAUACACAACAUCUUUGCCCUGUCCAGGCUGGGUCGUGUGUCCUUCCGUCAUGUUUUAAAUCUGUUGGAAUAUGCCACCAAUGAGACUGAGACUGUUCCUCUGACAGAGGCCCUGUCACAGCUCAGCUCUGUCUACAGACUACUGGACAAGAGACAGGAGCAAAGACUGGUGGCCCGCAUGAAGGUGUACAUUUGGGGUCAUUUUGGCCAGCUGAUGGACAGUCAGGACUGGGGAGAGGAGGAGAGUGUGUCCAGACAGGAGCUGAGGUCAGCCCUGCUAGAGAUGGCCUGUAGUCUGGGACGGCAGAACUGUACUGACCAGGCCACGGCCCUCUACGACCAGUGGACCAACUCCAACCAAACCAAACAGAUCCCAGGUGAUCUGCAGCGAGUGGUGUUCUCUGUAGCGGCCCAGUCUGACCUCAGAUGGCAUACUCUCAUGGAGGCCUACAGUUCCACCACGUAUGACUCUGAGAAACGCAAGAUACUGCAGGCCCUGGCCUCCACACAGGACCCACAAAGCAUCGUAUGGAUUCUGAGCGUGGGGCUCGAGGGAGGGAUUAUCCAGACCCAGGAGCUGCCAUUGGUCAUCAGCACCAUGAGCGAUGGCUUCGUUGGCCACUUGUUCGUCUGGGACUUUGUCAAAGAGAACUGGGACAGGAUCAUAGAGAAGUUCCCAGUGGGGUCCUAUCCCAUCCAAAGCAUCAUCAAGUCCACCACCUCCCAGUUCUCCACUCAGACACACCUGGAGGAGGUCCAGGGUUUCUUCUCCAGUCUGAAGGAGCGGGGGUCUCAGAUGCGUAGCGUCAAGGAGGCUUUAGAGACCAUCAGACUGAACCAGCUCUGGAUGGACAGGAACCUCCCAACACUCAGAAUCUGGCUCUAACAUGGCUGCUUGGCAACUGUCGCUCCCGGCAACCUGCUCCGAGCGCCAAGUUGCCAUGGCAACAGCAGUGUUUGCACUAUAGUAGGGCUUGUGUCUCAAAUGACAUCAUAUUCCCCAUAUAGUGGCUACUUUAUUUUUCACUAUGAUCAAGAGUAGUUCACUAUAUAGGGAACAGGGUUUCCUAUGAGUUGUAGUAGCCAGCUCAGGGUUGCUCUAGAGAUUGUGUAUCUGACCCCGUAUCAAUCGGACUCUAACUCCUCUCUCUCUAUGCUGUCGACCAAACCUUCACACCGCUUUCAUCACAACAGCAUGCCUGGACACACAGCAGAGUGUCUUUCUUUCAAACUCAACGUGCUUCACAAAUGACUGUCCUACUGUCUGGGGGAGGAUGGGGAGAUGGGAGAAUGUCUGUUGAAGGCCAGAGUAAGGCUACAGAGCUGCCACACAAUACAAAGGGGUUAGGUGACCAUGUACAGUAGGCACGCUCAGCAGGCUACAGCCAGAACGUGUAUAUGUUGAAGGAAAAUACCUUACUGUUUAGAUCAGUGGUGUCCCCCCAAAAAUGUGGGACUAAAAAUGACUAAAACUAAAUUUAAACUGUGUAAAAAUGUUAAUGGCGCUAUAUUUAUACCGUUUAUUGACUGUCCAGCUCACUAAUAAUAACUGAAAUGAAAACUAGACAGUCGGGGAGCAUCAAAUUCUCAAAAUGAUGGAUAGAGGACAAUUUGUUUUGCAGAUUUUGGCACUUUUAAAAUAUCUUUGUUUUUAAAGAGCGAAUGCGGCCCUCAGGGCAACAUUAGUUUGAGACCCCGGGUUUAGAUGCUCCCAAAGUUAAACUACCACAUUUCCACCACUGUCCGUCUGUUAGACCUCAAGAAGUGUUUUGGUCUGUUGGUAUAAACCAGGGGACAACGUUUGGUUUGGCCAGCAAGGACCACUAGGGGGCCCACGACUGACUUCCUUUUUUUAGGAAGUCAGUCGGGUUCACAACUUACUGUUACUACCAGCAUAGUAGAAAACAUAACGUGUCAUUUCAACAUUUGGUAGUGCCUCAGCAGUUUUCCUCUUGUUAUGUCAGUCAAUCAACUAGCCCAUGUCAGCUAACAUCCAUUGCUAAGUAAGUUAGUCUAGCCAGCUAUCUAAACCUUGUAGUAAUCAUGGCCGAAUUACUGACUGGGCAUCCAAGGCACGUGUCCAGGGGCCCUGAGCUCCAGGGUGCCCCUCAUUUCAUUUUGUUAUUCACUCUCACAGAUAUCAUAGGAACAUGGCAUAAGCCAUAGCAAAAUGUGUAGAACUGCAGGGAAUUWGCAUUAAAUGUGGCAAAAUAUGUACAAUCACAUGAAAUUAGUCAUGUUGAAUUGCUGAAAAUCUGCUUUAACAUAUUGGCAAUCAGAAUGUGUUGUUAGGUGUCAAGUUAUACGGCUAUGAUUUGAUUCAUGUUUCAYGACCCUAAAAAGCUGUUUCCCUUUUUAUAUUUCUAAAUAAAUGAUUCCUUUGUUUGGGCCGCAGCUCAUCACUCAGAUUAUAUUUUGGUACACCAAGCCCAAGAGUUUGAGCACCCCCGGUGUAAACGUUGUUGGGUGAACUAAACCCCCCAGCACUUCUGUUGACGUAACUUUCAUUGUUACAUUUUGACAGUUAAUGUCAUACUGAAACCAUUGUUAGAUGAACAUGAAUGUACCUGGUCUGCUGUCUAGCUUUAUUCAGAUUGAAGGUGUAUAGUUAAGACCACUUUUCCUUUGCGUACGAGGCAAUCUGUGUACAGAAUAUUUCACUCUCUCACAAUGCUUGUGAAGAUGUAAUUAUUGUGUAAAUGCUACUACUAUCCUUACGUUGCUUAAUGCUCAUGUUUUCUGUGCGUGCAGAUUUUUUCUUUUGUUUUUGCUGUUUGGUUUUGGUUAUAUAUACGGUGUGUACAGUGUGAUGCCUCAUAGACGUAAGAGUCCUGGUCAAAUGCUUUUAAUGGUUUUGUUUUUACUAAAGAACAAAGUAUACUGAUGAAUGUGGGGUCACUUCAGGGGCUCAGGAUCUUGUAUGAAACACAGGUAAUUGUAGAUCCAUAUUAGGGGUGGCUGCACCAUGGUUAUUUUCAAUCUAAGUGGUGGUGAUAAUGAAAUCAACAACUUCUUUAAAUACCAAUGUAUGUUUUUAAAGUACACGGUUGCCUGAUUGUUUCUGUCUUUUCCAUUUAAGGAGUUUAGUGAGUGACCUAACAGUGUUGCGUCUGUAGACCUGGGUAGUGCAAUUUUAGCUGUGUCUGUAGUCCAACAGUCUUCUGUCGUUGGUUAGCCUGGCUUAGUGGGCUAGGUUACGUUGUCUCACUAUGUGCGAGCUCUAUGGUACUCCGUUGUCUAUGGUAGCCCUGUUGUUUUCGUCUCUGGGUUAGAAGAUGAUUGUAUCAGCCUCCCGUCUGACUCUGUGUAGAAGAUGAUUGUAUCAGCCUCCCGUCUGACUCUGGGUAGAAGAUGAUUGUAUCAGCCUCCCGUCUGUCUCUGGGUAGAAGAUGAUUGUAUCAGCCUCCCGUCUGUCUCUGGUAGAAGAUGAUUGUAUCAGCCUCC